GUCCUCACCCGAUGCAUCGCCAUCGUGUUCCGUCUGUCGGACAAAAAUUACUCCGUAAAACCCUAGCCGCCUUCAUUUCAUAAAUACCUCUAAAACCCUACCUCAAUAUUCAACUCUCUUCUCAAGUUCUCGGCUUUCUCUGAAUUACACUUCUUUUUCAGCUGAAAAGUAAAAAUGCCUCUGGGAGAGAGGAAAGGGGACGAGAAGAAUGAUUCCAAGUACUGCGGAGUCGAGACUGAGUUUGACGAUAACAUGCCUCAGCUUCUCGGCCGCAAUAUCCAUGGUGGGUUCGACUUCGUCGUCGCGCCAUUGAUGGAUCCUAAUUAUAGACCCAGCUUAAUGGAAAAUCGUGAUGGUGGAUCUUGUGUGCUGCCUUUUGCUGGGUCAGACUUAGAGUUGAGCCCUUCCCAGUGGAGUAGUCAUGUAGUUGGCAAGAUUAGCUCUUGGAUUGACUUGGAUUCUGAAGAUGAGAUACUUCGUAGGGAUUCUGAGAUUUCUUUAAGGCAAGAAAUAGCUUGGGCUUCUCAUCUAUCCUUGCAGGCAUGCCUCCUUCCUGCUCCUAAAGGAGUUCCGUGUGCUAAUUAUGCCAGAUGUGUGAAUCAAAUUUUGCAGAAUCUAAACAACAUGCAGUUGUGGCUUCGGAUUCCGUUGAAGAAGUCUGAUGAUGAUAUUGUGAAUGGAAAUCCUGGUACAAUGGAUGAAGGACAUGUUGAUUCAUGGGAGUUAUGGAAUGCGUUCCGGGUUCUUUGUGAACUCCAUACCCAGUUGUCAGUUGCACUUGAUGUUUUGCCUUCAUUACCAUCUGUGAAUUCACUUCUGCGUUGGUUUGGUGAGCCUGUUAGAGCAGCCAUAGUUAACACUAAUUCUUUUCUAACCAAUGCACGAGGCUACCCUUGUCUGUCAAAACGGCACCAAAAACUAUUAACAGGAUUUUUCAACCAUUCAAUUCAGAUAGUGGUUUCUGGACAACCAGUUCACAAUCUUCCCAUUGGAAGUUCAGUGUCAGGAGAAAGUAACACUGGUACCCAGCGGCAUCCUCUUAGGGCGUACUUGGACUAUGUUGGUUAUCUAUAUCAAAAUAUGGAUGCCCUUCCUGAACAAGAACGUUUUGAGCUUGGUUAUAGAGAUUACUUGCAGUCUCCUUUGCAGCCUCUUAUGGAUAACUUGGAGGCUCAAACAUACGAGACAUUUGAGAGAGACACUGUUAAGUAUAUUCAGUACCAAAGAGCAGUUGCCUAUGCUUUGAUGGAUAGGGUUCCAGAUGAAAAGGCAUCCACAGUCACAACAGUAUUGAUGGUUGUAGGUGCUGGACGUGGACCUCUUGUCAGGGCUUCAUUGCAGGCUGCUGAAGAAACUGGACGCAAGUUGAAAGUUUAUGCUGUAGAGAAAAAUCCAAAUGCAAUUGUUACACUUCAUAGUUUAGUAAGGCUGGAAGGAUGGGAACAAAUUGUAACCAUUGUUUCAAGUGAUAUGCGUUGCUGGGAUGCUCCGGAGAAAGCUGAUAUUUUGGUCAGUGAAUUGCUUGGGUCUUUUGGUGACAAUGAGCUGUCACCUGAAUGUCUUGAUGGGGCAGAGAGAUUCCUUAAGCAAGAUGGAGUUUCCAUUCCAACAUCGUAUACAAGUUUUAUACAACCAGUUACAGCAUCUAAAUUGUACAAUGAUAUUAAAUCGCAUAAAGAUAUAGUGCACUUUGAAACUGCAUAUGUCGUCAAACUACACCGUGUAGCUAGGCUUGCUGCUACUCAGCCUGUCUUUACAUUUACUCAUCCAGAACAUUCAACCAAUAAAAACAAUAAUAGGUAUAAGAAGCUUCGGUUCGAGAUACCUGUUGAUACUGGAUCAGCCAUGGUGCAUGGUUUUGCGGGUUACUUUGAUGCUGUACUUUAUAAGGAUGUUCAUCUUGGUAUUGAACCUUCAACAGCAACACCAAACAUGUUUAGCUGGUUCUCAAUAUUCUUUCCAUUGAGGACACCAGUAUGCGUGCCACCUGGUAUCCCUCUAGAUGUUCAUAUGUGGCGAUGCUGUGGUUCUACUAAGGUUUGGUAUGAAUGGUCUGUUACUUCUCCAAGUGCAUCUCCAAUUCACAACAGCAAUGGGCGGUCAUACUGGGUUGGCUUGUAAGCCUAUUCACACCAUGAUUUUGCAGAGCAGAGAAGUGGACAUGGUUUGGUACUUUUGAUACUAACGAGGUGAGGUGGAGUUUAAAAUGUAACCUAGAUUAUUGGCAUGUUGCUUCAUAUGAGGCUUCAACUUUCUUUGGUAGGGUUUGUACACAUUCGGUUACACCUAGAAAUGAUGUAUCAAUAGUAAUUUUGAGUUCAUUUUUUUUUUUUUUUUU
Molecule: messenger RNA, 2338 nt
Organism: Ipomoea nil (Japanese morning glory)
Lineage: Eukaryota; Viridiplantae; Streptophyta; Magnoliopsida; Solanales; Convolvulaceae
Product: protein arginine N-methyltransferase 1.5
Exons: 23
Coding region: 175-2121 (648 amino acids)
Biological process (GO): regulation of DNA-templated transcription; peptidyl-arginine N-methylation
Cellular component (GO): nucleus; cytosol
Source: RefSeq, a predicted model, not a curated record